Messenger RNA from Melampsora larici-populina 98AG31, 261 nucleotides. RefSeq lists its product as uncharacterized. The annotation marks the transcript as partial. Gene Ontology annotation, molecular function: DNA-binding transcription activator activity, RNA polymerase II-specific; protein heterodimerization activity. NCBI's taxonomy places the organism in Eukaryota, Fungi, Basidiomycota, Pucciniomycetes, Pucciniales, Melampsoraceae. The record is from RefSeq and is a predicted model, not a curated record. Gene Ontology annotation, cellular component: CCAAT-binding factor complex; nucleus. The transcript has 3 exons. Gene Ontology annotation, biological process: regulation of DNA-templated transcription.
UCCGAUUUUAAAGAUAGUCAAAUCCCAUUAGCAAGGAUUAAAAAGUUAAUGAAAACUGAUCCAGAGAUUAAUAUGAUAGCUACUGAAGUUGUAGUGAUGAUGGAUAAAGCUUGUGAAAUCUUUGUCAACGAAAUCACCGUUCGAGCUUUUCUUGUAGCAAGUGCUUCGAAUAGACGUACCCUAAAUACGGAUGACAUAGCAAUUGCAGUUAGCAAGAGUGAUAUGUUUGAUUUCUUGAUCGAUAUCGUACCACCACCAGAA